UCUGAGAGGAUCUCGGAGCAUUGACCGCCGCCAUCAUGUUCCGCACUAUGCUCACCCACGCUAAGAAGCACCCCAGCUUAAUCCCUCUAUUUGUCUUUGUUGGCUUUGGGGGAGUCGGCUCCAUCCUGUAUGCGCUGAGGGUCACCACACGGAGCCCUGAAAUCAGCUGGGACAGGAAAAAUAACCCAGAUCCCUGGUACAACAAGAGCCCCAACUACCAGUACAAGUUUUACAAUGAAACCAUCGAUUACAAGAACCUGAAGAAGGAAGGACCUGACUUCUAAGCACUUACCUCCUCAGACGCCAUCUCUGCUGGAAUUUCUUUUUUACAGUCGAAAUCAAUCCCGGAAUGCUUGUUUCAUUCCUGCUAUUUAAUAAUCCAAUAAGUCAUGUUUAUUGAGUUAUCCCAGCUCUGUCUGUUCAUUAGCUGGGCCUAAUGCGAUUAAACUAGCGUAAACCUA
Molecule: messenger RNA, 461 nt
Organism: Xenopus tropicalis (tropical clawed frog)
Lineage: Eukaryota; Metazoa; Chordata; Amphibia; Anura; Pipidae
Gene: coxfa4
Product: cytochrome c oxidase associated subunit FA4
Exons: 4
Coding region: 36-284 (82 amino acids)
Cellular component (GO): mitochondrial inner membrane
Source: RefSeq, marked provisional